Molecule: messenger RNA, 1338 nt
Organism: Thalassophryne amazonica
Lineage: Eukaryota; Metazoa; Chordata; Actinopteri; Batrachoidiformes; Batrachoididae
Product: WD repeat-containing protein 82
Exons: 9
Coding region: 205-1146 (313 amino acids)
Cellular component (GO): Set1C/COMPASS complex
Molecular function (GO): chromatin binding; protein binding
Source: RefSeq, a predicted model, not a curated record
GGGUUUAAUGUUUACGGGUGGCGGCGGAGCUGAGUUCACAGUUAGCACGGGCGGGUGGCUAAUUUUCUGAAUUAUUUUAAGAAGAAACGUGAAAAAUAACUACUUUCAGUGGCAUUGUCGUUCACAAGUAUACACGAAUCAAUAUAUCAAACAGUCGUUUAUUGAAGUUGUAGCAGUAGGACUGGUUUCUCGUCGGUGGCCAUCAUGAAGCUGACGGACAAUGUGCUGCGAAGCUUCAGGGUGGCGAAGGUUUUCCGUGAAAAUUCAGAUAAAAUCAAUUGUUUCGACUUCAGCUCAAACGGAGAAACAAUAAUUUCCAGCAGCGAUGACGAUUCCCUUGUCUUGUACGACUGCCAAGAGGGAAAACCCAAGCGGACUCUGUAUAGUAAAAAGUAUGGAGUGGAUCUGAUCAGGUACACACAUGCAGCAAAUACUGUGGUCUACAGUUCCAACAAAAUUGAUGAUACUAUCCGGUACCUUUCCCUUCAUGAUAACAAGUACAUCCGCUACUUUCCUGGGCAUAACAAAAGAGUGACGUCUCUCUCCAUGUCUCCUGUGGAUGACACAUUUAUUUCUGGUUCGUUGGAUAAAACAAUCAGGCUCUGGGAUCUGCGGUCUCCAAACUGCCAGGGUCUGAUGCACCUGCAGGGGAAGCCAGUGUGCUCCUUUGAUCCUGAGGGUCUCAUUUUUGCUGCAGGAAUAAAUUCAGAGAUGGUUAAGCUGUAUGAUUUGCGAUCUUUUGACAAGGGUCCCUUUGCAACCUUCAAGCUUCAGUAUGAGCGAACCUGUGAGUGGACAGGACUUAAGUUUAGCAAUGACGGGAAACUCAUUCUGCUUUCCACUAAUGGUGGAGCCCUUCGCAUCUUGGAUGCUUUUAAGGGUGCUGUGCUACAUUCCUUUGGGGGCUACAACAACAACAAAGGCGUAACACUGGAGGCGUCGUUCACACCCGAUUCUCAGUUCGUCAUGAUUGGCUCUGAGGAUGGAAAGAUUCAUGUUUGGAAUGCGGAGAGCGGUAUGAAGGUGGCUUUGUUGGACGGGAAGCACACGGGGCCGAUCACAUGCCUGCAGUUCAACCCAAAGUUCAUGACUUUUGCGAGUGCCUGUUCAAACAUGGCAUUCUGGCUUCCCACCAUUGAUGACUAAUGAUGGCAGUGAAGACAAAAUUAAUGCUGAAGGCCCAGGUCAAAGCUAGGUGGCCAACAGGGGUCAGCAGAGACAAUAAUUUGUAAAUCGCUGGAAGCACAGGGAAAAGUUUUGAUUGUAAAUAUAUGGUUUGCAGAUUUUUUUUGUUUAUUCUUUUAUACUAUUUAACAUUAAAUGUUUCUUUGUAAGAGA